Messenger RNA from Paramecium octaurelia, 1551 nucleotides. The record is from the annotation of a GenBank genome assembly. Lineage: Eukaryota; Ciliophora; Oligohymenophorea; Peniculida; Parameciidae.
AUGUUAUUCGAAUACCCUCAACAACCUGCCUUUAUUCAAAAAUACGAACUCAUCAAACAAUUUUUUGUCUAACUUCAAUAAGUAAGACAAUGUGAAUAAGGAUCCAUUCCAUCCUCAAAAGUUGAUAGGCAAUAAGAAAUAGAUAAAUAAAAUUCAAAAGCAUAAAUAACUGAGGAAUCUCUUAAGUAUGAUGACUCAACAACUUCGAGACAAGUACCAAAACAAAGAAGAGCUGUCUAUAUCACAAAGAAAUCAGAAUAAAGAAAGUCAAAAGAGAUAGCUACUCUUCCAAUAAGGCCAUCAGAUAUCAUGAUGAUUGAAUAAUAAAAAGAAAAAAUUGAUCAAUUUUGCUAAGAUAAUAAGAUACUCUAUGAAAAUAAUAGAGAAUGCAUGUACCUCAUUAAGAAGAUGGCUAAAAUGAUUAAAAAACUAAAACAAUAAACAUGUUAAGAUCACUUGAAUAGUAUAGAGCAUUUAUAAUUGAAAUUAAGAAUUAAGGAUGCUGAAAUUGCAAAGAAGAACGAAUGUAUUCAAUAAAUAAGAGAAAAAUACAAUCAAAUGAUGAAAGUUAUCGAAGAACAUACAAUACAAGAGGAAUAGCAAUGGCAAGAAAUCUAAGCAUAAUAAAUUGAAUUAGAAACAUAGAAUCUCUUUUUGAAAAAACUACUAUCUGUAAAUUUCAGCGACGAGUAGAUAAAAUAGUUGGAAUAACAAUAAAAUGAAGUAGAAUUACAAUUCUUUGAUAAUUUCUGUAUUUCAAGAAAAGACUUAGACAAAUAGGCAAUUCUAGAAUAUGAAAAGAUGUUGUAAAAUAGAAAGUCUUAAAUUGAAUAAUAAUAUGUUGAUUGGAACAUGGCUCAAAUAAACUCACACUAUUAAAAUCAAUAGCCUAUGCAUCAACCUUUGUAGGAUUUGUAUGCUGAAGAGAAAGAAAUGAUGAUGAAGAAAUAAUCUAAUCAACUUAUGAGUCAGGAAGACAAACAGAGGAUAAUGGAAGAUUUGAUGAAACCCAUUAAUUCAUCCAAGUAACAACAGAUAAAUGUUUAAGAAGUUAAACAAAAAUAGUUGGACAUUCUUUCUGGAUCAUCAUCGAAUAGUUCACUACAAAAAAAACAAUUAUCAGAGUAAUCUCAAUAAUAGCCUAAGAAAUUAGCCAUAGAUAUUGACACUAAGGAAAGCAUUCCUUAAUCAAUUGUGAAAGAGACUUAGGCGGAGAAUAAGUUGUCAUCAAAAGAAUAACUAUUGAGCUCUCUCAAUCAAGGUUGGGAAAAACUGAUUCAAAAAACCUCUAAUUAGAAAAGGUAUUAGGACUAUGAUGAGGAAGGUGAUUAGGUUAUCACUUAUAAUCCUAAAAACCACAUGUAAGAUAUAGAGUUUAAGAGUAGGUUUACAAAUUCCUAAACAAUCAUGUAUGAAGGAGAUGAUUAUAUGGAAGACGAUGAUGAAGAUGAUGUGCAGGUCUAUUAAAACAUUUUUAAUUAGCAGAGUAAACAAUUACAAAAGCCUACUCUUACUAAAACACAAAAGAAUUAAGAACUAUAAUAUUAGUGA